Messenger RNA from Penicillium waksmanii, 984 nucleotides. It is a transcript of the gene encD, whose product is annotated as Fe(2+)/2-oxoglutarate-dependent oxygenase encD. Lineage: Eukaryota; Fungi; Ascomycota; Eurotiomycetes; Eurotiales; Aspergillaceae. The transcript has 4 exons. The record is from RefSeq and is a predicted model, not a curated record. The coding region runs from base 1 to 984 and encodes 327 amino acids. Gene Ontology annotation, molecular function: dioxygenase activity.
AUGACUACCCCAACUGCACCCCCAAUCCUGGACUUUUCUCCUUUCUAUGGCAAUGACAGCGAGGCCAAGGCAAAGCUAGUGGAGGAAGUGCGAAAGUGCUGCCACUACAAUGGAUUCUUCCAAAUUACUGGUCACCGAGUGCCAUUGGAGCUGCAGAAACGCGUGAUGGAAUGCUCCAAACGCUUCUUCAACCUGCCUCUGGAGGAGAAACUACAAAUCGACAAAAAUCACAAUUCUUUCAACCGCGGCUACGAACUCCUCCGAUCACAGAUGCUCGAAGCGGGCACCGGCCCCGAACUGAAGGAAGGCCUCUACAUUGGAGAGGAGAUUCCCGAAGACCACCCAUACUUUCUGCAAAAGAAGCUAAACAGUGGUCCGAAUCAAUGGCCGCAAAAUAUUUCCGACAAGGAGGAAUUCCAGAAAACGACCAUGGAAUACUAUCACGCGGUGUUUGAACUGGCGAAGGAUGUACUCGGUGUCGUGGCUCUCACCCUGGGUGUGGAGUCGAGCUUCUUUGAGCCACUCACCGAAGGUGCUGUCGCAACUAUGCGAUAUCUGCAUUAUCCUGCACAGCCCAAAGACGAAGAUGAGAAGCUGAACCGUGGAAUCGGAGCGCAUACAGACUUCGGCUGUGUUACUCUCCUACUGCAGGACGAAAUUGAUGGUCUGCAGGUCUUGGAUGCUCCAUCUGGAAAAUGGCUCGAUGUUAAACCUACCCCCGGAGCAUACGUGAUUAAUCUCGGUGACCUAUUCAUGCGCAUGGCCAACGACAAAUACAAGUCAAACACGCACCGCACUAUCUCUGCGAGUGCCUACCGAAUUGCCGCGAGCCGGGCGAAUCCGCGAAAUACCCCCCCUAUCACGGUUCAAGACAUGGUAACUUCUGCCUACAAGGAUAGCUACGGUCGCGCCGAGAAGUACAAGAAGGAGCUUGAAGCGAAGAAAGUGGAUGUGGGUCCAGCUUUAACUGCGGUUGGCGCAUGA